Linum trigynum is the source of this 612-nucleotide messenger RNA. NCBI's taxonomy places the organism in Eukaryota, Viridiplantae, Streptophyta, Magnoliopsida, Malpighiales, Linaceae. The record is from the annotation of a GenBank genome assembly.
CCCAAUCGAGGUCAACCUUCCGAAGUUAUCGAGUUGUUCAUUACGACUCAGCCAGCAACGACGAGGCAUGAAUCGACGAAUUGGACUUCGCUGACGAAUCAAGGGAGGCAGCGUCGAUGCGCUUGGAAAGGAUGAAACGACAGGUGGCUCGAAAUUAUGACAAAAAGAUGCCCCCACAUGGCAUCACCGUCGGCGCCCAAGUUCUCAAGCGUGACUUUCGUCCUGAUGCCCAUGAGGGAAAGUUGGCGCCAAAGUGGAAGGGUCCAUACAGAGUUCGCGAGGUGGUGGGUCCCGGGACAUUUAAGAUGGAGCAUCUUGAUGGCAAGGUGGUGAAAAGGACAUGGAAUGCACAAAACUUACGACUUUACCAGGAGGGCGUCCAGAUGUGUGCGAGCGCCUCAACUUGACAACGGGGAAUGAUGAUAUGGCUUAGUAAUAGUAGUAGAUAUUUUGUUCGUAGUAAUCAAGUGGGGCGGAAAGAGCGCUCAUAUUGUGUCUAAAGCGCCCGUAGUAGAGCCGUAUCGUGUCCAAAGCGCCCAACAUUGUAAGCGCCCCAAAUAUGUUGUCAUAUUGUGUUUACAAUUUCGUGCCAAUUAAAGUGCCCAACUUUGC